Nelumbo nucifera (sacred lotus) is the source of this 947-nucleotide messenger RNA. RefSeq lists its product as uncharacterized. The record is from RefSeq and is a predicted model, not a curated record. Lineage: Eukaryota; Viridiplantae; Streptophyta; Magnoliopsida; Proteales; Nelumbonaceae.
AGGGUGAGGAACAGAUCCGGACUCGGAAUGGAAUGGUCAAUACUCAAUGAUCCAUUUUAAGAUACGUGGCUACGGGAAGAAGGCACGUGUAGUUAGGUUAUUGUCUUUCUUUUUCCAGAAGGUACGAUUCAGUUAGCAGAGAGCCGUUUAAUUACCCGGAUCGGGAUGAGUGUUUAAAUUGAAGAUUUGAAAGAGAAGUAGAAAAAGGCGAAAGAAAGAGAGGAAAGAAAAAACAGUUGAAGGCCAGUCAGUAAUGGAGGCCACUGGAGAAGAGAGUUUGCUGAAGGCGAUCCGACCACCACGGCUCGAGGAUGCAGGGUUGGAAGACUGUGCUCUCUCGGCUGAAGCAAUCAAAGAGGCUUUCCUCAGGGCGGCCAACUCCCUCCGAUCUGGGGCAUCUUCUAUCCUCACCGACAACCCCCGUGAAGACGAGGACCAAGAAGAUGACGACGACGUCUGUAUUCAAGACCCCGGGCCCAGCGGUGGUAUUCUCUCUGAUAAGUUGGUCGGAGUGUGGCCCGCCCCUGAACACCCGAGACCCUGUGGAAGCGGAAUCAACGAAGGCGGCGGUCUGCCUGAAGUGCUUGGCGAUGAGGCGGCUGUCGAUAUCACCGAUGCUAUGAACUCCGGGAAGGAUCUCGACGGGGACAGGGUGUUGGGAGCAGAGGUACCAGAGGGAGGAGGAAAAUCAUGUGUUGAUGGAUUGCAAGGGUUGAAGAUUGAAGAGAAGCCAGAUGAAGAUACGGCAGCGGGGAGAAAUGAAGAAGACCAAGGGAAAGAAGAUGAGCAACCCAUCUUAGUUGGAACCUACAUAUGAACUCACAAAUGUCGAUUCUGCCUUGUACUUUGGCUUCUUUCGGUUUGUUGGUUUCUAAUUCUGAUGUUGUAAACAUUUGCUGGAUGCUCAUUUCCCUUUUGGCAAUGUUUUUUCAAGAAAAUUUUUGCAA